Messenger RNA from Cryptococcus deneoformans JEC21, 4758 nucleotides. Its product is annotated as phosphatidylinositol 3-kinase, putative. Gene Ontology annotation, cellular component: TORC1 complex; TORC2 complex; nucleus. Gene Ontology annotation, biological process: negative regulation of macroautophagy; TOR signaling. Gene Ontology annotation, molecular function: protein-containing complex binding; protein serine/threonine kinase activity; protein binding. The transcript has 30 exons. The record is from RefSeq and is a predicted model, not a curated record. NCBI's taxonomy places the organism in Eukaryota, Fungi, Basidiomycota, Tremellomycetes, Tremellales, Cryptococcaceae. Bases 128 to 4561 code for a protein of 1477 amino acids.
AUCCCAUAGAAAGGAGUGAUCGCUACUCGUUUGACCCUGUCAGAUAUAUUACAUAUCAUGAUAAUCGUAUCUCAAGUCGUCCACCGUUCCCGCUUUAAGGCUGCGUGCGCCCUAUACCGACACAGUCAUGUCUGGGAACAUCCAACACCGCAUCCUCCAUCGGACCGUCCCUCUAAUAUGUCAGGCUUUGAUCACUUCUCCCGACGAUGAAACAGUGUGGCUCGAGGGCCUCCGACUACUAUCUUCAGCAAAACUUCGUCAUGCGCUACCGCACACAUCUUCGAUAUGGCUUCCUCUGUUAUUGAAGGGUUUGGAGGUGACAAGAUCGGAAGGAAUUAUAUUGGAGUCCCUCAGACUGCUUAUUGAAGCCGCGGACACACUUGAGCCCAUGAAAAGCUGCCUCAUUAAGCCUCUUCGCUCUCUCGCAAAAGUUGCUAACCUUGCUGGAACGGAAGAGUUGAUUUUAGUUGUGAACUGUCUCGGUAUCAAAGUUUGGGAUAGCAAAAACAAUGCUAUCGGUAGUGAUGCCCCUAACCAGCGUGACAAUCGAACUGAAUUGGCCCGAGAUUUGUCUACGCAAGAGCCGCCACAGCACCCCUUAUUGUCUGAAAUUCUUGCACACAACUUACCACCAAAGCCACGAAGUGUUCAGCACACAUGGACAAAUACGCUUCUUUCUUCUCCCAAUGAUAGUCCUUCACUUUGGCUUCACAAUCUGUAUCAGGCAACCCUAGAGGCCAGUAACAUCCCCGAAAUGACUGUCACGUCUAGAUUGGGGCCGCUUAUCAACGCGGAACUAUUCCAGACGGCCUUUGCCAAGUGUUACCUGCAGCUAGAGGAUGAUGCUGCGUUCAAGGCGGUCGUUGAUGAAGCGAUAGUCUCUCUGUUGUCAGACAAGACUGUGAACAAAGAAAUUUUGAUCAUGUUCUUGGAUCUUCUGGCCUUUUGCACGAAAGAUACAACGCCUUAUUUUAGUCCCAAAGUCUUUGAGGCUGCAAAAAUGUGUGCCUUACAAUGCUUCCACGGCGGUCUGAAUCAGACACUGCCUGGGGUGAUCUUGUGGUACAUUGAGCAACAAGCAGAAGCACUUCCUACUCCGGAAAGCAUAUCUAACCUUGUAGAAGCUAAUAUCAGAGUCGGAACUGGGGGCUAUGAUGCCGCAUGGAGUACCUUGUUAUGGUUGGAGAAUGAUUGGAAUAUUGAGCCUCAACCGAUGUGGAUUACCUCACUCAGUCACUGGCAGCAGGCUCUCAGCGCUCAAGACAAAAUCGACAAAAAUCAACAAGCUACUAUGUAUUCUUCAUUCAACCUGCGAAUGAUCUGCUACCAUGCCCUUGGGAAUUAUCAAAAAGGCUAUGACUUGGCUCAGAACUUCUUUGAAGGUCUUGAUGACAAUGAACGACGAAACACGGCGCACUGGGCAACCGCAGCUGCAUGGCAUAUGGGAGAUUUUGAUACAAUGGCAGAUCACCUUGCGUUUCAUCCCAGAGGCACAAGUAAAUCUUUGUACAAGGCUAUCAUCGAUGUACACAAUGAACAGUAUGCUUCGGCCUUCCAUCACAUCAACAAAGCUCAAAGUCUCUCUUACGAUGAGCUACAGAUGCAAUUGGGAGCUGGGCUGCAAGUCGCGCUGAAGAGUUUAGCCAAAACAGAGUUCUUGGUUGAAUUACAGGAGGCGAUUCAGUAUAAGUCUCAACCGGAGCUACGCCCAACCAUUCUUGCCACUUGGAAAACACGUUUCAAACGGAGCCAUGCCGAUGCUAAUUCGUGGUUGAAGCGCCUUGAAAUAUGGACACUUGCGUGCUCACCAAAAACUUUUGAGCUGCAGGAUUGCUUUCUCAAGACUGCAAAACUAUGCGAAAGUGCAGGAAUGCAUGAAGCUGCUCGAUCCAUAAUUAAGCGUAUAACUCCAGAGGUAACCCUUCCAGGUUGCAAAGUGGAAUAUACGAAAUUGAGAUUUCAAUGGAAAGAUGUAUUUCAAAGACACGACCAGAAUGGAAUGGAAGAUGCUUUAGAAAGGCUUUACAUUCACACGCGUCGAUAUCUUGAAUAUAUCAACGUCAACAAACAUGAGCUUGAAGCAUCUGCUCUCGGUUUGCAGCCUCUCUCCAAAACUGAAAAUCUUAGUACGCUUGAACGAAAGGUAAUUGCCAGACGCUACUACCGUCUAGGAGAAUGGACGUCUGUUUUGCAGGGGUCUGAAUGGCUACAGGAUCGAGAAUCCACAGUUCUCAUGUAUACGUCUUUAGCGGCAAAGCUAGAUGUUUCCUGGCAUGAGGCAGCAUUUUCUCUCGCUGAACGGUCUGUUACACUGUUUGAGAGUAACGGAUUCUCAAGGUAUGAUGGGGUGGCGGUAGGUAGCUAUAUCGUCCCGGCGCUGAGAGGCUUGUUCCAAGCCGCACGUACCAAGGAAAGCCCAGAGUUCAUUAUUAAAGCACUCUUGCGAUUAGUCACGCUUUGGUUCAGAUUUGGGGAGAGUCAAGCCGUGCUUGUGGAAGUGGAGAAUCAACUCAACAUAACCGAUGUUGAACCCUGGUUAUCCGCUAUCCCGCAGCUCAUUGCUCGUCUAGGUACCCCUCAAAAAGAUCUCCAGUGUACAUUGAUUAAGCUAUUAAGAACUAUAUCCUCUCAUUACCCGCAUGCUGUUAUUUGGCCUCUCUUGACUGCUACUCAAACUCGCAAAGUAGAACACCAAGAGGCGGCGAGGGUUAUUAUGGAUUAUAUCUGCACCAUGGCCGAUGGCACUCGUUUAGUUGAUCAAGCCGAAUUAGUUGGAAGAGAGUUGAUCCGCACUUCUAUAUCCAAAUGGAGGGGUAUUAUUGAUGGUUUUCUCCCCAGGCAGGACCUCAUGGAGAUAAAGUGGCAAGAUAUCCCAGAGAUUUGGGAAGAAGAUCUCAGAAUGUUAACAAACCCGGAGACUCCAGAUGAGCAUCAGUUUGUUUUGCAAUAUGGCGAACAACUACACCUGGUCGACAAGACCCUGAUCCGGUACAAUUCAAGCAGACAGCUCAAUCUUGUUAACAACGCAUACAGCACGUUGUAUCGACUUUAUGGAGAGAUUGAAGCACAGCUGAAUCAAUGGAGAUUACCAGGCAUGAAACUUCACUUAGCAAGCACUGCUCCUCGGCUUCUCAGUUUGCGAGACUGCAUUUUAACAGUACCUGGGCUCUAUGACCCACAUAUCAAGCUUGACGACCAAGCAUUCAUCGACGGCUUUCAACCGGUAGUCCACAUUCUUUCCUCAAAGCAGCUUCCUCGAAAACUUCUCAUUCAGUCAUAUCUUUCUGAUCACACGUUCCUGCUGAAGGGUAACGAAGAUCUUCGAGGUGACGAACGUAUUAUGCAAUUAUUCAAUCUCAUCAAUACUCUUCUAAAUCAUCGUUCAGAUGCCUUUAGCCGAAAUUUGCAUCUUUUGCCUUACGAAGUAGUACCUCUUUCGCCGUCGGCAGGUCUUGUCAGCUGGGUAUCCAACACUCAACAGCUGCAAUCGAUGAUUCAAGCAAAUCGAGACAAGCACAAACGAAAUGCACUUACUAACCGGGAGCUGGGCUCGCUAUUAGGGUAUGAUCCAGAUGUGUUUAAUCCUAAUAAUCCAAAACUGGAUGCAACAGCUGAGAUGGGCAAAUAUGACAAACUGCCGUUACUUAUAAAAGUCCAGCGGCUCAAAGCAGCUCUUUCUCAUUCGAAUCAAAGUGAUAUCAAAGAUGUCUUGUGGCAGAGAAGCCCAAGUGCUGAUAUCUGGAUCAAAAGGAGGACCAACUUUGCUAGAACAGUUGGAGUUGCAAGUUUUGUUGGAUAUAUCAUUGGAUUGGGCGACAGGCAUGGGAGCAAUAUUUUGGUUGAUCAGCUAACAUGGGGCGCACUUCAUAUCGAUUUUGGUGAUCUAUUCAAUGUUGCUCAAGAGAGAUCCUUCUUGCCUGAAAAGGUACCAUUCCGUCUCACCCGAAUGAUGACUAAUGCAUUUGAACUUGCAUCGCAAGGGGAUUUGGAAACACCUGGGUCAGCGGGAACAUUCAAACAAGCUUCUUUCAUAACAAUGGACGUUUUGCGUGGCAGUAGGAGCACAUUACUUGCAAUGUUGGAAGCUUUCUUGUAUGACCCUUUGCUUUCGUGGACAUCGAGUCAGAACAACCCCUCAGGUACGACCAGAUUAGAAGAAGCUGUUCUUCGCGAAGCUCCCAAAGUUGGAGCCUCUUUGGAAGGGUUAAAGUCCAAAGCUGGACAGAAAGAUUCUUCCCAGGGCACUCAAUCACAACAGGGCGAGACCAAAGAUCUGUCGAUACAAGAAGAUUCGCUCCCCUAUGAGCAACUGGAUAACUCGUUGACAUCCACUUGCCUUCGCACUGACUCGUAUAUGGCAAGAGUUUCCAGUACUGAAAUGACGAACAGUAAGGCGCUGCAAGUACUUACUCAGAUAGAACGAAAACUAGUCGGUCUUCACAACACUAACUCUGAACAGCCAUUCAGUGUCAGCAAGCAGGUACAGGAGUUGAUCAAAGAAGCUACCAAUCUACAGAAUCUGUCUCAAGGCUACGUGCUUGGAUGGAUCCCACAUUGGUAGUUGACUGAACCCUUUGUUUCAAUACUAGCAAUAAUCCCGACACGAGCGCCAGAAUGCUAUAAUUAUAGCAUAUGACAUAGUCUAAUCGGUGGUGUGAGCUACAGGAUCAGGGGAAAGAUCUUGUGUAUUUUGCUAUCUCAAUCAUGAAGUAAAUACCAUUGUAGUAGAAGGACGAUCGCAUGAAUAACCUUCUUGCA